CCGCGUAGGAAGCUUUAGGGCGUUAAAGUUUCUGUAGUAAACCACUCAUCACCGAAAAUUGAUGCUUUUACGAGUAAAAUAAUUAACAAUAAGUAACCAUGGCGUGGACUAUGAGAAAUAGUAAAUUUCGCCAUGUAUUUGGAAAACCUUUAAAAAGAGACCAGUGUUAUGACAACAUCAGAAUCAGCCGUUCAUCCUGGGAAGCCCCCUAUUGUGAUGUCAACCCUAAAUAUGUGGCAGUGGUGACAGAUGCUGCUGGGGGAGGGUCAUUCCUUGUUUUACCAUUAGCAAAGGUAGGAAGAGUAGAAAGGGAUGGACCCCUUGUUUGCGGUCACAAAGCUGCUGUAUUAGAUGUCGCCUGGUGUCCACACAAUGAUGAUGUCAUAGCCAGCGCCAGCGAAGAUUGUACAGUUAAAGUCUGGCAGAUUCCUGAAGGUGGUUUAACAUUAAGCCUCACUGAACCCAUUGUCGAUUUAUUUGCCCAUCAAAAACGUGUAGGACAAGUGGUCUGGCAUCCCUCGGCUAUGAAUAUACUUGUCAGUUCUGGUUCCGAUAAUAUGAUAUUUGUGUGGAAUGUUGGGACAGGGGAGCCGUUAGUUCAGGUUUCGAUGCCAGACUUACCUCUGUGUGUCUCUUUUAACUAUGAUGGUAGUAAAUUAGCAGCAACAUGUAAAGAUAAAAAAUUACGAGUCAUAGAUCCAAGAACAGGUGAUUUCUUACAGGAAACAUCGUGUCAUCCAGGUGCCAAACCCGCCCGUUGUGUUUAUUUGAAAAAUGGGAUCAUAUUAACAACAGGUUUCUCUAAGAUGAGUGAAAGACAAUAUGCCAUAUGGGAUGAGAACAAUUUGGAGAAACCGAUACAGUUAGACGGUAUAGAUAAGAGUAACGGAGUUAUGUUCCCCUUUUACGACCCAGAUACAGAAAUGGUAUAUUUAAUCGGAAAAGGUGAUACAAUUAUACGAUACUAUGAAAUAGUUAAAGGUGAUAAUGGACCAGAAAUGUUUUAUCUUUCAUUGUACCAAGCUUCAGAUCCACAGAGAGGAAUGGGUUUUAUGACCAAGCGAGGUUUGAAUGUCAAUCAAUGUGAAAUAGCAAGAAUCUACAAAUUACACAAUUCAGGCCUCUGUGAAGUAAUUCCAUUUACAGUUCCAAGAAAGUCUGAUCUCUUUCAAGAGGAUUUAUAUCCUGAUACAGCAGCUGACAUGCCGGCUAUUUCUGCUGAAGAAUGGUUUGCUGGUAAAAAUGCUGACCCUAUUUUGAUUUCACUGAAAGACGGAUAUGCACCAAGUAAAAAAGAAGCGUUUAAAGUUGUGCGGAAGUCAAAUGUUUUAGAUAAAAUGCCAUCUCGGGCAUCUGUCGGUGCCAUUUUGUUUUUCACUUAA
Molecule: messenger RNA, 1382 nt
Organism: Patella vulgata (common limpet)
Lineage: Eukaryota; Metazoa; Mollusca; Gastropoda; Patellidae
Product: coronin-1C
Exons: 10
Coding region: 99-1382 (427 amino acids)
Biological process (GO): actin filament organization
Molecular function (GO): actin filament binding
Source: RefSeq, a predicted model, not a curated record